Messenger RNA from Solenopsis invicta (red fire ant), 5264 nucleotides. RefSeq lists its product as uncharacterized. Gene Ontology annotation, biological process: protein dephosphorylation. The record is from RefSeq and is a predicted model, not a curated record. Gene Ontology annotation, molecular function: protein tyrosine phosphatase activity. Lineage: Eukaryota; Metazoa; Arthropoda; Insecta; Hymenoptera; Formicidae. Bases 528 to 4571 code for a protein of 1347 amino acids. The transcript is spliced from 24 exons.
AAAAUGUAUUUGAAUAAAGACUUCUUUUAGAUGACUAAAAAACAUCUUAUGACCCGACAUCAAAUAAUCUGAAUAAGAUAACCUUAAAUCGGGAAGAGAGACUUAAUGUUAUCUGAGUCUGUUAUUGCGAACUUUCUUCUCAUCGGUUUUAGUUUGACAUUACUGUGGCGGAAUAUUGAUAGUAUAAAAACGGAUACAGUGCAAAACGUUUCUACGAAAAUUUAAUUCUUUAUUAUUUCAUUAUUAAGCCGUGUAGUGCAAAUUGCUGUUUCCGCAUACAUGAGAGUCACUCGUAUAUACGUGUUUAUGUCCUCGCAUUUGUAUGUAAACUUGUUAUAAAACGAAAGUGUUUUAUUAGAUUCAAAUUGGCAAUAAACUUUUUUAAAGUAAAAGAACUAAACUGUAAAUAAACUAAUCUAAUUAAUUACAUGUACAAUAAUUGCAGAUAUUGUGCCAAGUUAAUAUAUUUAUUUUUAUUUUAAUAAUCAUUAAUCUUACAAAAAUUAUAUGCGUUGACAAUAAAAAAAAUGGAGAUGAACGUAUUAAUAUUUCUUAUCUUUGUGACUCAAACACUACUUAUUUUUGGAAAAGUAAUUUUAAUACAGGAUAUGAGAUUACUCUAUAAUACGACAUUGAUAUGUGAGUCUGAAUAUGAUGGCGGCGCUCUUGUGUGGAAUUAUCAUACGUCAAUUGACGAGAGAUUCAAUGUUUAUGAGUCUAAUGGAUUUAAAAAGAAUGACAUAAUGUGUGAAAUGAAUGAAAAUAAUGGAUGCUUGGAGUCAUGGUCUAAACGUGACUGGAAUCUUACAAAUUCCUUAUUAACACCUAUGGGUCCAGUAUUUGAUCAACGAUGGGAAGAAUUUCGACAGUUUAAUGUUGGUAACAACUGGUUUCGGAUGUCUAAUAUUUUUACAACUAACUUUAACGAAGUAAAGCUUUCUUUUUCGGUUCGUGCUGUAUACAACAUGAUGAUAUUAAUUUGCAACAACACGAGUACUUUCCGGGAUUCUUGUUAUUGGAUCAUAAUAAAUAGUUGGAAUGCACAAUCUGACAUUGGAAAAUGUCCAACAAUAAUCCCGAAUGCAGUUUGUUAUUCUACUUCACUAAUAUCAAAAAAAUUAACACAGAACUCAGCGCCUGAAUUUAAAUGGCAAACGUUUGUUAUUACAUGGAAUUUUGACAUGGGUAAAAUAAUUCUUUAUGAUAUUGAUCAAGAGAGCAGUUUGUCAUAUACAAACAAUGAAAGUCAAUUAAACUCAUCGUCAGACAAUAAUUAUUACAUGUUCAUUGUGAGUCCUGGUGAAGCGUACAUACGAUUGCAUACAUAUAAGUUUUUGCAUACGACUGUUGAGAAUGCAACUUUAACGAGUCCAAUUUUUCAAAUUUAUGACGAAGUGAUAUGUGUACAACUAUUAGUUGGCCUUUGCGUUGAAUGCGCUGCACAAAUAGUGUUGCGCGAUUCCACGAACGAUGCAGUAUUAGUAAUGACAAUAAUAAAAAACUCAACAAUACCCGUGAUUGAUGACUUACCUAUGUGGCAAUCUGUCACUAUCAAGAAUAAUUCGAUCAACUAUAGUAAUUAUAGGGUGAUCAUUCAAUUAAUUCCUAAACUCAAUAAUCAUAAUAUCAAUCCGUUGUGGGCGAUAGCAAAUGUUCGCCAGUGUCCUCCAAAUGGAACUUUGAGGAAAAAUGUUAUAACUUUUACAAAUUACCACAAACCUAUUGAGCGGCAAAACGUGACAUGUCAAAAAUUAUUUUAUGGUGAAUAUGUUGUCGUGAGUUCUAAAUCAAGCGUCAAAUCAGAUGUAAAUCUAGAUGCGUCAUACUGUCCUCUAGGAAAAAUUGGGCCAAAGUGCUUAGUUUCCUGUGAAUAUGAUCUGCAUAAUAACUUUGAUUGCAGAGGAACUCAAAUUUGUUAUGAAGAUGGUUGCACGUGUGAUGCAGGUUUUUCAGGAGCACAAUGUUUUGACUCUUGUGAUUCAAAUACAUACGAUUAUAACUGCAGAAAAACAUGUGGCUCAUGUCUCUAUAAUAAAACGUUAUCUAAUAAUCGGUGUGAUACAAGAACUGGAAUAUGCAGUAACGGAUGUAAUAAUACUAAUACAGAAUUUUACAUUCCACCUUUAUGUCAAACAAGCGUAGAAAAGCCAAAUACACCUACAAUCAUCUCAAUAAACGAAACGGCUAUAUGGGUCUAUGUUGAUAUAACGUGGAAAGACGAAUACGGAGAAAUACCGAUUCUUUACUCUUUUGUCAUUCAAGAACACAUCGAAUAUAAUCAGCAAUCAUGGAAUGAGUUAUUUCGAAAUAUGACACAAGUGACAAAAUAUUUUGAAAAUGUGGAACCUGGAUUUACUUAUCAUAUUCGUCUAACCUUAAAUAUUUCAGGUGUACAAAUACACAGCGAUUGGAAAGUAGUUGAGACUAAGUGCAAUCCGGCUGAAAACUUCGACGUAACAUCAGAAGAAAACGGCAUUAUAAUUGAACAAAUCAAUUCAAACCAAUUAUAUUCAUGUCCGGCAAGGUGGUACUAUCUAGUAAUUUACAAUGAAAAUACAAAUGAAAAAGACGUUGCUACAUUAAUUCCAUCUUUUCCAUAUGAGAUUAAACAUUUAUCAGCAUACACUUCUUUUAAUGUGACUAUAUCUCAUAAAAAUCGCGUAUUAUUUUCAAAAUUGAUCAGCGUCAAUAAUGUUUCACCACUAUAUGAAGCGUGGUUAAUAGGAGCCAUUACAGCCAUUACUUCAUUCUUCGUCGUGAUAGUAAUAGCAUCUUACUUGUACCGAAGAAAAAAACAACAACGGAAUGAAGAACAAAUACGAAACGAAAUAGCUUUGUGGCAGGAAUCCGUGAAUUGUGAACACGAAACGACAUUCACAAUAUCGAAUAGAAUAGAAUUAAUGGAAAGUCUGUCUCAUAUUUAUGAAAGUAUACCUUCAUUGCGGACAAGUACUCCGGAAGCGUUGGUAACUGCUAUCGUGCACGGCGAGAAUGAAGAGGCGGAAAUGAUAUCAUUAGUAAAGGUGACAAAUUUUGAGGAAUAUGUCAAACAAGCGAUACAGUCAGGAUUACUGGAUAAGCAAUACAAAACGACAAAACAAGUGAUGAAGAAGUAUAUGGAUGAUGAUUACUUCGAUUAUAUCAACCCUAAUUACAUCACUGGUUAUAAAAAAGAGAAACGUUAUAUUGCGACACAAGGGCACAAACUAAAUACUGUCACCGACUUCUGGCGUAUGAUUUGGCAAGAAAACGUUCUUAUUAUAUGUAUGUUGACAAAUGAAGUCGAAAAUAAAGAGACAAAGUGCGAGCAAUAUUGGCCGAAUAUUGACAAGAAGAUAAAGUAUGGCGACAUUACUGUAUUAAAUGAAAAACAGAAUAUUUUUGCUGAUUACUCUUUUAGAACAUUUCAAGUUACUUAUGGAGAAGAAACUCGAAAGAUAGAACAUUUACAUUACACGGCUUGGCUGGACUACGAAGUGCCAUUAAAUACACACUCAGUAGUCACAUACUUGAAGAAAUUGUUAUCGUUAUCACCUGGAGAUGGACCCGUGGUAGUUCAUUACAGUGGCGUUGAAAAAACGGGGAUUAUCAUUUUGUGUGACAUUUGUCUUCGUCGAGCAGCGACCGAGGGGGAAGUUGAUGUUUUCGCCGAAACGAUAUCCAUUAGAAGCGAACGAAAUAACAUGAUUAAUAAUAAGCAACAAUAUCUCUAUGCGCAUUUGGUGUUAGUGGAAUGUUGGUUUUCCAUUUCAACUACAGUUCCGUGUAAUAAGAUGUUAAUUACGCGAAUCAAGGAGUUGAAAGAACAAUCGCCGGCUCUUCAGCAAAGAUUACAGGACACUGCAUGGCAAGAUGAAAUCUUGGGACAAGAUAAAGUCAGUAGAGUAUAUUUGAAGAAAUAUCCGAUAUCGGACGGGCAGAGUGAUUAUCUACCCGCCGUUUAUGUAGACGGAGUAAAACUUCAAAAUCAGUAUCUAGCUACACAGCUUCCCAUUCAAUCAACAAUCGAAACAUUCUGGCGAAUGAUUGCCGAAUACAAAGUUGAACUUAUUCUCAUGCUACAGCCGUCAGAUUCUACUUGCUGUGAGAUGGCUCCUACAAGCGGUGAGUUUGAACCAACCCCAUAUUUGCAUAUUACUGCGGAAGAAGUCGUGAAGGAGAAACAUUAUACAUCACAAAAAUUGUUGCUCGUUGAUAAUUUCGAAAAACCUCCAAGAAAACAGUAUGUAACUAUAACGUGUUUAACGGAAUGGAAACCUGGACAACAUCAAUCACUGCCUUCAGUGCGAUCGAUGGUGACCUUUUGGCAAGCAGCUGAGUCCAUUGUAAGAGGCAAUGGACCCACUGUCACACUUUGCCAUGAUGGAGUAACUGGGUGUGGUCUGUAUCUAGCAUUGAGUUUCUUAUUGGAACGAAUGACUGUCGAAAAGGAAUGUGACGUUUAUUUAGCAGUGCGAGCUGUCAAACGAUCAAGAACAGAUUUUGUUCGUUCUAUGGAACAUCUGGAAUAUCUAUAUGAUGCCGCGGUGACAUAUAUGGAGUUUUUUCAAAGCUAUGCAAAUUUUUGGUAAAACAAGAACAAAGCUAAUUUCUCGCAUACAUAUACAGCUGUUCUUCGACAUCAUGCACAAAUUAUGUGAAUGUUCAUAAUGAAAUCUUUCGUACUACAAAGAGGGUAAAACAAAAGAUUGUCGAAAACUUUCUUCAACAACUACGGAGAUUUAAUCGUACUACCGCGACAUAAAUGAUCGUAAACAAAAUCUGCUGGAGAGACAAGUCUACCAUAAAAGAAAAUAACAAUGUUUUAGCUAUUUAAAUUACGUUUAAAGUUUAACAUUUAUUAAAUAAUAAUAAUCAAUUAUUGAUAUCGUCGAUACUGAUUGUAUAAUUUACUAAAAUUAAGAAAAAGCAAUUACAUUUCUUAAUACAGUAUUUCACACAAGAAUUGUUUGUAAAAUCCAUAAACUUAAAGCAAUAAUUAAAUUAAUAGUUAACAUAGCUUUUAAGAAUAUUAAAAAAUAAUUUUAAUUCUAUUUGAGAAAAUUCAUGUUAAAUUGAUAGUCGCAUCUCUUGAAGUUUAUUGUUGCCGUUUUUCGGAAAUGCUGAUUGAUUCUCGCGUUGUAUGUACUUACUUCGUGAGCUGUUGUCAUCGCAGAAAUCGCGUUGAUAACUAUACUUAAUCGCGUUGACAGUUAUACAUAAUAAUUGUCAAGAGAUUAAUAAUGUAAUAUUAAUAUAUUAUAAAAUUAAUUAUUACAAAUUUA